This is a messenger RNA of Anopheles bellator, 6636 nucleotides long. RefSeq names its product protein abnormal spindle (gene asp). Gene Ontology annotation, molecular function: protein binding. Gene Ontology annotation, biological process: establishment of meiotic spindle localization; spindle organization; mitotic cell cycle. NCBI's taxonomy places the organism in Eukaryota, Metazoa, Arthropoda, Insecta, Diptera, Culicidae. The transcript is spliced from 6 exons. The coding region runs from base 1 to 6636 and encodes 2211 amino acids. The record is from RefSeq and is a predicted model, not a curated record. Gene Ontology annotation, cellular component: spindle pole.
AUGAGCGCGUUCGAGGUCACUUGCACACCACCCCGUGUUGUUGCAAAAAGAAAUAACGAAGCCCGCGAACCGACGCUUGUCGUGCUCGGUCCGUUCACUCCGAAGGCGAUAGUUGUAUUUGAAGGCGUCCCGGUGGGAAAAACAGCCCGUAGGCAGGUCAUUCUUCGAAACGCGCAAGGCUCACCAGUGGAGGUACACCUUACUCGAAUACCCGAUCCCGGGUGUGGCCUUUCGUUCGAGUGGACCUCCAACCAGGUCGAUACGGACGGGGAAAAACCGCUGGAAAUCGUGUGGAAUCCGCCAACUCCCAUCGUUGGAAAGGAAGUGAUUGUCUUCACAGACAGUUUGGGCCACAAGAAGGACGUGCAAUUGAUUCUUAAAUCGAUCGAACUGAAAGCACCAAAUCGCAAACCGGCUCCGAAGUUGUUUGCCGCUCCGGUCAAGCUAAAGCUUAAGUCACCGUCACCGCCAAAGGUUAAACUAAAGCGGAUUGUUGUGCCGAAAAAAGCAAAAGCAUCACCAUCGGUACGGACCGAUAGCUGGUCGUCGCGAGAUUCGGCUUUUUCUCGACCGGCUCCGGUUAGAAGUAGCGCUGCCCUCAGGAUGGGAUCGUACACCUCGAAAGUCACGGACGCCGUGUUCGGGCCCAACGAUAGCAGCUUCGAAUGCUGUGAAUCUGCGGAUCAGUCGCUCGCAAGCCCGCGGGACAGGCCAAAAGUUGGCAACAAAGAAAAUGUCAACCCAAUCAGUCCGUUAGUGAAUGUACAUUUUUCCCCCGGUAUGGCUGAGCGCACUUGUUCGUCACAAUUAGCCAACCAAGAAACGCCGGACAUUUACUUGACGACCGUAAAACGAAGGGGCUUUGCGGAUGUUGCGAUAUGCAAAGCUUUGGAUGUUUCACCGAAACUGGAACCUACCGGUAAUCCCGGUUCGAUUCCUGCGAUCAAAGUGUCGGCUGAUCCGAGCAAUCAUCGACCGACUGUUUUAUGCGUUCAUCAAGGAAACGUGAAACAAGAAGUAGUCACGGCCACACCUGCGGAUCGUGCCAAGUUCGAUCCGAGCUGCUACUCAACCGUUACCAAACCAACGGCAACGAAUAAAACGUAUCUCAAACCGUCGUUCGAUAGUUCUGCCGAAGGGCCCAACGAGUUUCAAAGGUGUCCGGGAGAGAGUCUUCAACGACACUUGACAUUUUCACCAGAAACUGUUCGCCAAGAUGUGACGAUUGCUGUGGCCCCCGAGCCUGAGACCGAUGUUAUGUUGCCGCCCGAAGACGUUGCCACCAUUAAGGUGGAGGAAGAAUUGAACGGAUUGUCGGCAGAGCAUGUACAUAUUCCCAUCAACAACAAAACCCACGACGUAAUCCACGAUUCCGGCUCACAGCUCUCGGUUAUCGCGGAGGAGUACACUCCCGUUGAACUCGGUGUCACGUUCGAUCGUCCCGCUCCUCCUGUCGGUGUUUCGGCUUCCGACGUGGCCAACCUGGCAUUGAUGCUACCGGAUGCCGGGAAUUGCCAUCAUCGGACGUUCAAGAUUGCGAGUCACGAAAACAGUCGAUCGGUGUCGGUAGAAAACAUUGCCACACAGAACGUAACCGUCACGCUGAAAACGGACAUAUCACUCGGUUCGUUGCCAAAUUUGUCCCAUAAGGAGGAACGGGACAUUGGCCUCGAGGAGGAUGAAGUAGAGCGUCUGUUUAAGGAACACGAAAUUCGUGCCCAAUCGAGUCGCUUUAAUCUUCACGAAAUCGGUCGGUUUAGUGAUGAGAUGGUGAUAGCAAUCGAUGGUGGUGCCGCUGGCCCAGGAUGCAAGCGUGCAAAACACGAGCCCAGUCGGAGUGAGUCCGAGUAUGAUAUCGAAAUUACACCUCCAAAGCGACGGUGUGGUGUCGAAACGUUCGUCGCAUCCACCGUACGUACGAUGCACGUGGAGCGUAGUUUCACCAGGUCCACUAGCAAACCGAUCGGCCACAGAACGUCGUCGGAACACGGUCGGAGCAUGACUUCGGCCAGCUUCCAACGCAGUCUCGCACUGAAACGGCCGGCCGUGCCUUCCGGGUUCUCAACAAAGGACCUGCAAGAGAAGCGUGUGUUCUUGUACGACUCCGACCGUCACCUGAAAACGCUGAUCAAUCCCGAUCCGUUCGCGGCGACGACCACGUGCGAUCCGUUUCUCACCGCCACGAUGUAUCUGGAUCAGCGGGCCUUUGGUCAGUACGAGGCGCAGUUGAAAAAGUGGCUUAACGCCCUGGUAACCAUACCGGCCGAUUUGGACACCGAAACGUCCCGUCCGCUCGAUGUGGGCAAGCUGUUCGACGAGGUGAAGGGCAAAGAGCUGACGCUCGCCCCGACCAAGGAGCUGAUAUCGUCAAACUACUACAAAAAUCGUCUCAACAGCUUGCGCAACGCUGGCAUCGCCCUGUACCUCACCGAGGAGGUCGCUGGGCCGCUGCGUAAGGUGAGGGCACAGAUUGAGAAGCAACAACUUGGCUUACGUUCCGACCGGAAUCUGCACCUCGAUCUGGUGCUACAACGUACCGUUCUGGAGCUGCUGCUCUGCUUCAAUCCACUGUGGUUGCGGCUCGGGUUGGAGGUGGUGUUCGGGGAGCAGAUCGAACUGCAGUCAAACCGGGACGUGGUUGGGCUGAGCACGUUCAUCAUUCAUCGGCUGUUCCGGGAUCGCUAUCUGGAGGCGCGCAACUCGAAAGCCUACAACCUGUCGGCGGCGUACGCGGAGCAUAUGAAAAAGUUUACCCUGCGCACGGUGCUCUAUCUGCUGCUGUUUCUCGACACGGCCAAGCGCCGCAAGCUGAUUAAGCACAACCCGUGUCUGUUUGUGCGCAACGCACCGUACAAGGAGACGCGUGAGGUGUUGGUGCGCUUCGCCUCGACCCUGGUGGCCGGGAUCGGCGAUAUAACGAAGCAUCUGAAGCGCGCCGGAUACACGCUCUCGCACAAGCAGUCAUACCUGGACGAGUACAAGUACGCGUUCGAAAAUCUGGCCGUCGAUCUGCGCGAUGGCGUGCGGUUGACGCGCGUCAUGGAGAUCAUCUUGUUGCGCGAGGAUCUGUCGGACAACUUGCGUGUGCCGCCGAUUUCGAGGUUGCAGAAGAUACACAACAUUAACCUGGCCCUACGGGCUCUGGAGGAGGCCCAGUACCAGAUCGCGGGAGACAUUACGGCCAAGGAUAUCUGCGACGGGCACCGGGAGCGUACGAUGUCGCUGCUGUGGCAGAUCGUGUACCGAUUCCGGGCGCCCAAGUUCAACGCAGCCGCCACUGUACUGCAGCGUUGGUGGCGUACGAACUGGCUGCGUGUGCUGGUGGCCCGGCGUAUCGACGAGAAGCGCCGACUGCGGCGAGAACUUGCUGCCCGCACGAUACAGGCCGCCGUUCGUGGGUACUGCGUGCGCGUCUGGUACGCAGCGAUGCGCCACCAGAAGCUCCGAGCCGCGGUGACCAUGCAACGCUUCGUGCGACGCUUUCUGGCGCAGAAACUAGCUGCCCGACGAUACGGAGCCCUCGUGCGCAUCCAGCAAUGGUGGCGCUCGGUGAGCGACAUGCGCCAAGCCCGCGAACGUUAUCUGACUGUCCGGAAGGCGACGAUCGUACUGCAAACGUCCUAUCGCCGGUACGCUUUGAGCUGGCGGCUUCAGGCGGCAGCGGUAGCGAUCGGGGCGAUCCGGGCCGAGGCGAAGCACCGCCACGAGCAGGCGAUCAUCAUCCAGCGGAGUAUCAAAUCGUACGUCGUGCACCGACGGUUACACGCGACCGUGGACGGUGUGGUGCGUUUCCUGCGUCGCCGGAAGCUCCGGGACCGUUCGGCGACAGCCAUUCAAGCAUACCAACGAAUGCGGACCACGAGGAACGAAUUUUUGCGACUUCGCGGUGCCACAGUUUGUAUUCAGCGUCGUUGGCGUGAAUGUUUGGAAGCUCGGCGAACGCGCGAGCGAUACUUGCGGGUACGAUCGGGUGCGAUCGCGCUACAACGCUACUUCCGUGGAUAUUUGCAGAUGCGUCAGGAUGCGCAACAGUACACCCGGGUUCGCCACUUGAUCAUUCAACUGCAGCGACGUCGCCGCGCUACGGUUGCAAUGCUCCGCGAGCGUUCGAACUACGAACGUUUCCGAGAGGCGGUGCUUUGUGUGCAGCGACGUUAUCGCGCCCAAAAGCUCAUGCAACGCCAGGUGCAGCAGUAUGCGGCCAUUCGCCGUGCAGUUCUCGUAUUCCAGCACCGAUAUCGGGCCCGGAAAUUGAUGGAACGGGAACGUCUGCAAUACGAACGCUUGCGGUACGCCACUCUUUGCACUCAGCGUCGAUUCCGAGCACAGUUGAGCAUGCGUACCGCUCAGGAGUCCUACGGGCGCCUCAGGCGAGCAGUCAUGACGGUCCAAGAACGUUAUCGGGCUACACUGUUGAUGCGCCACGAUCGCCACCAGUUCAUUGAGCUACACCGCUAUACGAUCGCUAUCCAGUGUCGAUUCCGGGCGCUCAUCAACGGGCGACAGGAGCUGUCCCGCUACUCGACCCUUCGCACGGCCACAAUACGCAUCCAGCGAAAAUGGCGUGCAACGCUGCGAGCGAAAGAGGAACGCGGACGGUUCCUGGUGCAGCUCCGCUCGGCCCUGACGAUUCAACGUGCAUGGCGGAGUGUACUGUUGAAGCGAAAAUUGCGCACCGACUAUCUACACUACCGGCGGGCGGCCACCAUCAUCCAGCGUCGCUUCCGAGCCCUUCGCGCGGGACGAGCAGUGCGCCAGCACGUGCACCGUCAACGGUGUGCUGCGAUCGCCAUUCAACGCAAGCUUCGGGCCACACUGGCGAUGCGCCGUGGCCGAGCGGAAUUCAUUGGGCUUCGUCGGGCAACCGUCACCGUGCAGCGCCGGUUCCGGGCGAACUGGAUCGGACGGAUCGAGCGAACACGUUACAACGAACUGAAACGCAGCGUGGCAUCACUUUCCACCUGGUGGUACAGUAUUCUAGCGAUGCGACGUCAGCGGGUCAUAUAUCAGCGCAUCACACUGGCCGCGACGGUGAUUCAGCAGCGGUUCCGAGCCCUGCGAUCGAUGCGACAGCAGCGCGUGGCGUACGAACGGAUCCGAGAGGCCACACUCCUCAUUCAGCGGAGGUAUCGCGCGCAAAGGGCGAUGGAGCGAUGUCGUGGCCGAUUCCUCAAUCUGCGCAGUGCCUCGAUCGUGGUGCAGGAGUAUUACCGAGCUUAUUGUGAAGGCCGUCGACAGCGAGCGGCUUUCUUGAGGGUGCGGCAAGUGACCAUUUCUAUUCAGCGACGAUACCGCGGCAAACUGUUGAUGCGCCAAACGAUGCUCGAGUAUGAGCGGAGCAAGCUCGGGGCCAUCACCAUUCAACGUUGGUUCCGGGGCUACCAAGAGAUGCGAAACGCACGUGAACGGUUUCUCUCCAUCCGGCGGGCCACCUGUGUGCUGCAAGCUCACUAUCGUGCCACCGUGGCCACACAGCAAGCGGUCCACCGUUUCAGGCAACUCCGAGAAGCGGUAAUCUACCUUCAGAUCCGUUGGAGGGCAACGCUUGCAAUGCGAGAGCAGCGGGGCAACUACCGACGUGUGCUGGCCGCCGCCGCAACCAUUCAGGCCCAGUACCGUGCGUACAAGGAUCGGUUGGUCGAUCAGGCGGCCUAUCGGUUGUAUCGUAGCGCGGUGAUCAUCGUCCAGCGUCGGUAUCGCGAGAAGCUAGCCACACGCGCCGAACGCUGCCGGUUCGUGUGCAUCGUCCGUACUGUGCGUGGCCUGCAGAGAUACGGGAGGGGCUUGUUGGCACGUCGAGCGUAUCAGGCGAAGCUGACACCGGAGUUUCUCGAAUCGCGCCGCCGUCAACGGGCAGCCCUGCGGUUACAGGCUUGGUGGCGUGGAGUGGUCCAUCGCAAGCGGCACCAGACGGUGCGGAUGCGCAAAAUGGCCGUUCAGAUGGUGGCGAGUCGGCGGGAGGCCGAGCGCGAUCCCACGAACCGGGUAAGCAACGUGACGCGGCUGUGCAUGCGCUUCUUGGCGUCCCGAUUCAGCUCGUCCGAUGCGAUCGGCAUCCUGCAGCGGCUGGAGCGUCUGUCGCGCCUGGUACCGUACCUUCUCGUUGAGGAUGCCGUGUUUUUGGCGCAGUUCUGCUACAACACCAUGGCGCAGGCGAUACGAUCCGAGCUCGACAAGACGCUGAUCGAGAUCUGUGCGCGCAUCAUACUGAAUCUGGCCCGUUUUCCCGGCACUAAGGAGCAAGCCUAUCAGGAAAAAGGACUCGUGACCGUGUCGCAAAUGUUGCUGCGCUGGUGUGACAAAGACUGUGGAAUAUUCAGUACACUCUGCACGCUGCUGUGGGUGUUGGCGCACGAUUGUAGGAAGAAAAACGCAAUCCGUCGUUACAUGAUUUCAAAAGAUGCCAUUUUUAUGCUCCGCGAAACGAAGAAAUUGGUCAAGCGCAAGGAGAACAUGCGCAAAAACGUGCAGCGCCCGCCGGUCGGUUGUCUGGUGCCGGUCAGCCCCCAGUUGAUGCGCACGGUGCCGGCACUGCAGCCCGACUACGGUGUCGAUCGGAGCAAACCGUACGUGUUCUACUCGUCGGUGUUUGGGUUCGAAAAGGUGUUGCAAAUGCUGGAAGUCGAUCUUUCGUAG